AUGGAGACUACAUUCGUCGGCAUAUGCAAUAUGGAUCUCAUUUCACAAUGCCAUAGACUUCCAAACCUUGGCGAAACAAUCCACGGAAUUAGCUUAGGCCACGGAUUUGGCGGUAAAGCACCAAAUGCUUGUGCACAGUUCGCAUUCCUCUCCGACGAAAAUCACAAGCCAAACCUUCUCACAUCAGUUGGCGAUGACUCUGAUGGUAAGGUUUGCAUCAACCACUUCAAAGAAAUCGGUAUCUCAACAGAUUUCGUUCAAGUUGUCAAAGAAAUCCCAACAGGAUGUGCAAUUUGCUUCGUACUCGAUGGUGGCGAGUCAGCUAUCAUCAUCCACCCAAAUCCAGUCACAAUUGAUAUGGUUCAUAAGAUGUCUGAGAAGCUCUCUCACAGCAAGUACGUCGUCACCAACUUUGAAAUCCCUGUAGAGACAGCCCUCGAAGUUCUCAAGAUCUCUCGCCAGGGAGGAGCUAAAACAAUUCUUAAUGUUUCUCCCCUUCCAGAAAAGAAGGACAUUAACCUCUUCAAGGAUGCAUCCAUCGUUAUCCUUAACGAACACGAGCUUGCCACCUUCGGAAAAGUUGAAGAUUUCUUCGAAGUUGGCGUUGAAGCUGUUGUAUGCACAAAAGGGCCAGAAGGUGCUUCAGUUUACGAAAAGGGCAAGCCAACAGUUUCUGUCCCAUCACCAAAGGUUAAAGCUGUCGAUACAACAGGUGCAGGCGAUUCAUUCCUUGGUGCUUUCUCAUAUUGCCUUUCUAAAGGUUGCAGUUACGAAGAUGCUGCACGUAUUGCCUGCGUUUGCGCAUCCAUUUCUGUUACAGCUCUUGGUGCACAAGGUUCUUAUGCUCAUAGAGAUCAUAAACAACUUAAGGACAUCCUUCCAAAAUAA
This is a messenger RNA of Trichomonas vaginalis G3, 888 nucleotides long. Its product is annotated as carbohydrate kinase protein. Bases 1 to 888 code for a protein of 295 amino acids. The record is from RefSeq and is a predicted model, not a curated record. Gene Ontology annotation, biological process: D-ribose metabolic process. Gene Ontology annotation, molecular function: ribokinase activity. Lineage: Eukaryota; Parabasalia; Trichomonadida; Trichomonadidae. The transcript has a single exon.